AUGCUCCUGAUGAUGGUGUACGACCAGGACAAGUUCCGCGACGAUGUCAUCGGCCAGACGUACAUCGACCUGGAGGAUCGCUGGCGCAGCAGGCACCGUGCCACGGUGGGCCUGGCACAGGAGUACUCGCGGGCAGGCUACAACCAGUGGCACGACGUCAGCCUGCCGUCGGAGAUACUCAAGGAUCUGUGCCAGCAGCGGGGCAUUCAGCCGCCCUACUACUACGGCAACGUGGUCGAAGUGGAUGGGCUGCUCUUUGGCGAUGAAACAACCAUAGCAAGGGGUGAGGAGCUGCACGAACGCCUCAGCCUGACAGUGUUGAAAAACAUUGAGAAGUUGCCCUCCUUUGGCUACAAGCUGGUGCCUGAGCACGUGGAGACGCGUUCCCUCUACCGCGAUGAUUAUCCCAAUGUGGAACAGGGCAAGCUCCAGCUGUGGAUAGAGCUGUUCGAGGCCAGCACAUACAUUCCCUUUCCAGUGGACAUCACACCCGUGCCACCCGCUGCGUACGAGAUUCGUGUUGUGGUCAAAAAUCUGCGAGGCAUCCAGGCGGGCGACAGAAAUGUUUUUGGCAAACUAAUGAGCGACCUCUUCGUGACGGGCUGGUGCCAGGAUAUAGACAAGCGCCAAUCAACCGAUAUCCAUUACCGUUCAUUUACCGGCGAUGCUGCCUUUAAUUGGCGCAUGAUAUUCCCCAUGAUGUACUCCCCCAAUGAGGACAUGAUGGUCUUCCGCCGCCGUGGUGGAUUGUUCGAGGAGGUUGAGAUCAAGCGACCGCCGGUUAUCUAUCUGCAGAUUUGGGACAGAGACAUGAUAAAACGCAACGACUAUCUGGGCUCCCUGGAACUCAAUCUCUCCAACAUGCCCAUGCCGUAUGAGACGCAGGGGCAGUGCAGGGCCUAUGCCAAGCAGCGCCAGCGACUCAAUCUCUUCCAUCGCAGGUCCAUCCAAGGCUGGUUCCCCGUGGAGAGUGCCAAGCCAAAGUCUGGUCUGCCCAUCACCUCAACAAAUGGCAAAAUGGAACUGGAAAUCGAUGUCUGCACAUCGGUGGAGGCCUCAAAUCAACCCGCUGGCCACGGCCAUGAUCCACCCAUGGCAUUGGAGAGGCCCAAGUACAUAGCAUUCCAUUCAUGA
This is a messenger RNA of Drosophila subobscura, 1134 nucleotides long. RefSeq names its product fer-1-like protein 6. The record is from RefSeq and is a predicted model, not a curated record. Lineage: Eukaryota; Metazoa; Arthropoda; Insecta; Diptera; Drosophilidae. The transcript has 6 exons. Bases 1 to 1134 code for a protein of 377 amino acids. Gene Ontology annotation, biological process: plasma membrane organization.